Messenger RNA from Camelus dromedarius (Arabian camel), 8944 nucleotides. RefSeq names its product GREB1 like retinoic acid receptor coactivator (gene GREB1L). The transcript is spliced from 34 exons. Gene Ontology annotation, biological process: kidney development; multicellular organism development. The coding region runs from base 318 to 6221 and encodes 1967 amino acids. NCBI's taxonomy places the organism in Eukaryota, Metazoa, Chordata, Mammalia, Artiodactyla, Camelidae. The record is from RefSeq and is a predicted model, not a curated record.
CGCGCCUGCCAGAGAGACGCCAGCCACCGGCGGCGCUAGCACCUCGGAGGAGGGCGGCGGAGCGAGCGGAGCGCGGCGCUGAGACCGGCCUGGGGGUGGGGAGACGAGCCCCGGCCGAGGCGAGGGCCACCCCCUGGUCCUCUGCCCUCGCGCCCUGCCAGGGCCAGGUACAAAAAAGCUUUAAACAAGUAAAAUCUAGGCAACAGGCUCCCUGAAGUGUUGACAGCCCAGCUUAAUCAUGAACGCGAUUCAAAAAUGUUAAUAAACAAACCAAGUUUUCUCCUUUCUUUCUCUUUCUUUGAGGGGUGGUGUAGACCAUGGGGAAUUCAUAUGCUGGGCAACUGAAAUCUGCUCGAUUUGAGGAAGCCCUCCACAACUCCAUAGAAGCCUCUCUCAGAUGUAGUAGUGUGGUCCCACGGCCAAUUUUUUCCCAGCUGUACUUGGACCCUGACCACCAUCCUUUCUCAUCUGCAGAUGUAAAACCCAAGGUGGAGGAUCUGGAUAAAGAUUUGGUACACCGCUACACUCAAAAUGGAAGCCUGGAUUUUUCUAACAAUCUAACAGUUAAUGAAAUGGAAGAUGACGAAGAUGAUGAAGAAAUGUCUGAUUCAAAUAGCCCACCAAUCCCCUAUUCACAAAAACCUGCCCCAGAAGGAUCUUGCACUACAGAUGGUUUUUGUCAAGCAGGAAAGGAUUUGCGUUUGGUAUCUCUGUGUAUGGAACAAAUUGAUAUCCCAUCGGGAUUCCUCCUGGUGGGGGCCAAGUCUCCUAAUCUUCCUGAACACAUCCUAGUGUGUGCUGUAGACAAGCGAUUUCUACCAGAUGAUCAUGGGAAAAAUGCACUUUUAGGGUUUUCUGGAAACUGUAUCGGCUGUGGAGAAAGAGGAUUUCGGUAUUUCACAGAAUUUUCCAACCACAUUAACUUGAAGCUCACCACCCAGCCAAAGAAGCAGAAGCACUUAAAGUACUACCUAGUCAGAAGCUCCCAGGGUGUACUGUCGAAGGGACCUCUUAUCUGCUGGAAAGAAUGUAGAAGCCGACAAUCCUCUACCACUUGCCACUCUAUUAAACCAAACUCUUCAGUGUCCUCAACCGUGACCCCAGAAAAUGGCACAACUAAUGGAUACAAAUCAGGAUUCGUUCAGACAGAUUCGCCGAUUCUCAAUCCAGCUAAUUCUGCAAUCAAUUUAAGUGGAGCUCAGGACCUGACCCGGAAUAAGAAUGUUGUGAAGCCACUGGCUUUGUCUUUGCAGGUUGUAGGGAAGACUUUUGCUGCAGAUGCUGCUAAUGGGAACAGUAGCCAUGGAGGAAAGAGCGGUACCUCUGGCUCCACUCCAGCCCGCCCAGGGAAUUACUCUUUGUCACCAAGACCGAGCUUUGCCUCAGGAGACCAAGCUACCAUGUUCACUUCUGGACCGCCAAAGAAACGACACCGAGGAUGGUAUCCUGGGUCCCCUGUCCCCCAACCUGGUUUAGUUGUACCUAUUCCUACAGUUCGUCCUCUUUCAAGAACUGAGUCCCUUUUAUCUGCCCCAGUUCCACAGACCCCAUUAACUGGAAUUUUACAACCUCGACCCAUUCCUGCAGGGGAAACUGUAAUUGUUCCUGAAAACCUGCUGAGUAACUCAGGAGUUAGACCAGUAAUCCUGAUAGGCUAUGGCACUUUACCCUAUUUCUAUGGAAAUGUUGGUGACAUUGUUGUGAGUCCUCUGCUGGUGAACUGCUACAAGAUUCCACAGUUGGAAAACAAAGAUUUGGAACAAUUAGGUUUGACUGGCAGCCAACUCCUGAGUGUGGAAAACAUGAUCCUUCUGACAAUACAGUAUCUUGUGCGGCUGGGUCCUGAUCAGAUACCUCUCAGGGAAGAAUUUGAGCAAAUUAUGCUGAAAGCUAUGCAGGAAUUUACUCUGAGAGAAAGAGCCCUGCAGAUGGGUGCCCAUUGUCCACCCGUGUCUCCGGGACAACUCCCCUGGCUGGCUCGAUUAAUUGCCAGCGUAUCUCAAGACUUGGUUCAUGUGAUUGUGACCCAAAACUCUUUGGCAGAGGGCAUUUCAGAGACAUUGAGGACUCUCAGUGAAAUGAGACACUACCAAAAACUACCAGACUAUGUUGUGACAAUUUGUGCAUCGAAAAUCAGAGGAAAUGAGUUUUGUGUGGUAGUAUUAGGUCAGCAUCAGUCUAGAGCCCUGGCAGAGAGCAUGCUCACCACAAGUGAGUUUUUGAAAGAAAUUAGUUAUGAGCUCAUCACAGGAAAGGUCAGUUUCCUGGCAUCGCAUUUCAAAACCACAUCGUUAGGUGAUGACUUGGACAAACUGCUAGAAAAAAUGCAACAAAGAAGAGGAGACAGUGUGGUGACCCCUUUCAAUGGGGACCUUAACGUAUAUGUGUCACCUCAGGAGGCCGCUGCUAUGAUCCCCACGCAAACCCUGGAUUUAGAUAAUGAAACCUUCCAAAUUUAUCAACCGCAGCUUAUGGUUGCCAGGAAACUCUUGUCCCAGGUGUGCGCUAUAGCGGACAGCGGCAGCCAGAGCCUGGACCUCGGCCACUUCAGCAAAGUGGACUUCAUCAUCAUUGUCCCAAGAUCAGAGGUUCUGGUCCAGCAAACUCUUCAACGGAUUCGACAAUCAGGUGUCCUUGUAGACUUGGGUCUGGAGGAAAAUGGGACAGCCUAUCAGAGAGCAGAGAAAUAUGUUGUUCGUCUAGACAAUGAGAUUCAAACCAAGUUUGAAGUUUUUAUGAGAAGGGUGAAGCAGAACCCGUACACGCUGUUUGUGCUAGUUCAUGACAACUCCCAUGUGGAACUAACGAGUGUCAUUUCGGGCUCUUUGUCACAUGGUGAACCCAGCCAUGGAUUGGCUGACAGAGUCAUUAACUGCAGAGAGGUUCUGGAAGCUUUCAACCUCCUGGUGCUCCAGGUCACCUCCUGCCCAUACACUCUGCAGACCCAACAGUCCCGAAUCAGCGCCAGCAACGAGGUUCACUGGAUACAGCUGGACAGCACGGAGGCCAUGAGCUGUGAGGAGAAGCUGUACUUCGGCCUGAAUGAGUACAGUAAAUCUCUUCAGUGGGGAGUCACGAGCCCCCUUCUGAGAUGUGAUGAGACUUUUGAAAAAAUGGUGAACACGCUGCUGGAGAGGUACCCCCGGCUGCACAGCAUGGUCGUCCGCUGCUACCUUCUCAUCCAGCAGUACUCGGAGGCUCUGAUGGCUCUCACCACCAUGGCGUCACUCCGAGACCACAGCACGCCGGAAACACUCAGCAUCCUGGAUGACCUCCUCAGCUCCCCGGCAAAGACCAAGAGCGGGAGGGGACACAUGCUCAUUCUCAGGGUGCCAUCCGUGCAGCUGGCGAUGCUGGCCAAGGAGCGGCUGCAGGAGGUGCGGGACAAGCUGGGGCUGCAGUACCGCUUCGAGAUCAUCCUCGGGAACCCCGCCUCGGAACUCAGUGUCGCAACCCACUUUGUGGCGCGAUUAAAGACUUGGAGAGGAAAUGAAGCAGAAGAGUGGACCCCUCGGACAUACCAGGAUCUGGAAGGGCUGCCUUGUAUUGUGAUAUUAACUGGCAAAGAUCCCCUUGGAGAAAGCUUCCCCAGGUCUCUGAAGUACUGUGACCUCCGGUUAAUUGAUUCAAGCUAUUUAACUCGCACGGCCUUGGAGCAGGAGGUGGGUCUGGCGUGCUGCUAUGUCUCAAAAGAGGUCAUCCGGGGGCCCACUGUCGCCCUGGACCUUAGCGGCAAGGAGCAAGAGAGAGCUGCAGUCAGCGAGAACGAUGCUGAGGAGUUGCUGAUCGACCUGGAGAGGCCCCAGAGCAACAGCAGUGCCGUCACUGGAACCUCUGGCUCCAUCAUGGAGAACGGGGUGAGCUCCUCCAGCACGGCCGACAAGUCCCAGAAGCAGUCCCUGACGUCCAGCUUCCAGAGCCCGGCCAACAGCGUGGGGCUGGACGAAGGAGUCUCGGCGGGCCUCGCGGGAGCCGGGGAGGCUCUGAAGCAGGAGUGGGAGUCCCUGGACCCCCAGAUGGCCAGCAGCACCACCUCCAAGCCGCCGUCGUCGUCCUCGUCGGGCCCCCGGGCGCUGCCGUGGCCGGGGCAGCUGGUCUCGGGCGGCAGGGGCCUGCCCGCCGCGCUGCCCCCCAUCGUGAUCCUGUCGAAGGCGGCCUACGGCCUCCUGGGCGCGCAGCGCGGGGGCAGGCUGCCGGCCUCGGCCUCGCUGCUGCCGCACGCCGACGUGGCCUGGGUGAGCGCCCUGCGGCCGCUGCUGCACAAGGCGGCCAGCGCCGAGGAGCAGUCCCUCUACUAUCGCCAGUGGACCGCGGCGCGGCCGCACCACGCCGACGCCGGCAACCAGCCCGACCCCGGCUCGGGCGCGCGCGCCUGCCACCCCCGCCGCCUGCUGCUGAGCGGGCCCCCCCAGGUGGGAAAGACUGGCUCCUAUUUACAGUUCCUUAGGAUCCUCUUCCGCAUGCUCAUCAGGCUCCUGGAGGUGGACGUGUAUGAUGAGGCCGAGAUCAACACGGAUCACAGCCAAAGCAGUGAAGUCAGCCAGUCAGAGGGAGAGCCCUGGCCUGACAUCGAGAGCUUCAGUAAAAUGCCCUUUGACGUCAGUGUGCAUGACCCCAAGUACAGCCUGAUGAGCCUGGUAUACACUGAGAAGCUGGCAGGGGUCAAACAAGAAGCAAUAAAGGAAUCCAGAGUUGAAGAGCCCCAGAAACGCGAGACUGUGUCCAUGAUGCUGACCAAGUAUGCGGCCUACAACACCUUCCACCACUGCGAGCAGUGCCACCAGUACAUGGACUUCACCUCUGCCUCCCAGAUGUCUGACUCUACCCUUCAUGCCUUCACGUUCUCUUCCUCCGUGCUGGGAGAGGAGGUGCAGCUCUAUUUCAUCAUUCCCAAAUCCAAAGAGAGUCAUUUUGUCUUCAGCAAGCAGGGCAAACACCUGGAGAGCAUGCGGCUGCCCCUGGUUUCGGACAAGCAGAAUUUGAAUGCAGUCAAGAGCCCUAUUUUCACUCCUUCCAGUGGUCGCCAUGAGCACGGACUCCUAAACCUUUUUCACGCCAUGGAGGGCAUCAGCCACCUGCACCUCCUGGUAGUCAAAGAGUAUGAGAUGCCGCUGUACCGCAAGUACUGGCCCAACCACAUCAUGCUGGUGCUGCCCGGCAUGUUCAAUAACGCAGGCGUGGGUGCUGCCAGGUUUCUCAUUAAGGAGCUGUCAUAUCAUAACCUGGAACUGGAGAGGAACCGCCUGGAGGAGCUGGGAGUUAAACGCCAGUGUGUCUGGCCUUUCAUCGUUGUGAUGGACGACUCGUGUGUCCUGUGGCACAUUCACAGCGUUCAGGAGCAGACCAGCCAACCCAUGGAAACAGGAGUUUCCAGUAAGAAUGUGUCCUUGAGGAGUGUCUUGCAGCAUAUUGAAGCCACACCAAAAAUCGUCCACUACGCAAUCUUGGGCAUACAGAAGUGGAGCAGCAGGCUGACCUCUCAGAGCCUGAAGGCCCCGUUCUCCAGGUGCCACGUGCAUGACUUCAUUCUCCUCAACAUAGACCUGACUCAGAACGUGCAGUAUGACUUCAACAGGUAUUUCUGUGAAGAUGUUGACUUUAAUCUGAGAACAAACAGUAGUGGCCUGCUCAUCUGCCGCUUUAAUAACUUCAGCCUCAUGAAGAAACAUGUUCAGGUUGGAGGGCAAAGGGACUUUAUCAUUAAACCAAAGAUCAUGGUGUCAGAGAGCUUAGCACCCAUCUUGCCCCUGCAGUAUGUCUGUGCUCCCGACAGUGAACACACACUGCUGGCAGCCCCUGCACAAUUUCUCCUGGAGAAGUUCCUUCAGCACGCCUCGUACAAACUCUUCCCCAAAGCUAUCCAUAACUUCAAGAGUCCCGUGUUGGCCAUUGACUGCUACCUGAACAUUGGACCAGAGGUGGCCAUAUGCUAUGUCAGCUCCAGACCCCACUCCAGCAAUGUCAACUGUGAAGGGGUGUGUUUCAGUGGACUCCUCCUGUACCUCUGUGACUCUUUUGUAGGUGCUGAUCUUCUUAAGAAAUUUAAGUUUUUAAAAGGUGCUACCCUGUGUGUCAUUUGCCAAGACAGAAGUUCCUUACGCCAAACGAUUGUCCGCUUAGAGCUAGAAGAUGAGUGGCAGUUUCGCCUCCGGGACGAGUUCCAAACUGCUAACAGCAGUGAUGACAAGCCCCUCUACUUUCUCACUGGACGUCACGUAUGAGCUUUUGAAGAGACCAAAACUGGCAAAGGGAUGCCUAGGUGGGGUAGGGCAGAAACAAUUAUUUGGGAUUUUUUUUCCUUUAAAGUACAAUCACUGUGGAACAAAGUGCAACAUAUUUGUCUGUUCUCCAAAGAACCACCCCACCCCAAACCUGAUCCGGGCCUUUGGGGGCAUCACUCUCCUUCAAUUUCAAUUUCAGGACCUUAAAUUCAGGUUAAAGUUCACCCUAGGUAGUCAUGCAAUUACUUAAGACGUGGUCUGCCCGCGCGAGCCUGAGGAGCAAAUACUUUGGAGAAGCAACAUGGAGACUGCAUCGUUUUUUCUACUGUGCUGUGUCGGGGGAAAACUGACUCUCAGCAUUAGCUAGCCUGAAUGUGUUACAUGAGACUCACACCGCUGGUGUGGAAUUAACUGAAGAUUAAUGUCUGAGGCCUGAACCCUCAGUUUCUCUUCAGAUCUGUACUUUGGUACAGUAUUACUCAGGGGUCUGAAAUGAUAGAAUGUAGAAGAUAUCUGUAUUUAAAAAAAAGAAGUAGCUUUGUCUUUCUCUGUGCAGUGUUAGUUUAAGAUUUAUAAUCUUAUAUGUAUUGAAACUUUUGGCAAAAUUUCCACAGGAGUUAAAAGUUUACUAUUUAAACUGAACAAACAAAUUAGUAAAUGCAGGGCAGGCAUUGUGUGUAUUUAUGCAGCUUCUCCUGGUUUAAGUUCUUUCGCUUUCUUCAUUCUUUAAAAAUGUUUCCAGUCUCUUAAGCACAUCAUGCCUGUGAGAAUAAGAAGCGAUUAAUCUUGAACAAGGAGAAUCUGACUCAGUAGCUGAGCCAGUUAGGAAGGUGUUAGCAUUCACCCCUAGCAAAGCGAAAGUCUGGCAGGCUAAGGUUCCACGUGGAGUGGACCUAGUUCAUUUCCCUUCAGAGAUACACGGAAUGAACAUUAGCUGCCUUACACUGACACCACCCCAGAAAGUGCUGGAAUGGGAAACAACCAUAAAGAGGCUGUUUUACUUAAUCUUUCUGGUGAUUUUGUGUGUGUGAGGAGUAAGGAAGAUUCCAUUAAGUCUCUGACUCAUUAAAAUUACCAGGGGGUCUUAAGUUUUUACAGAUUUCUUACUACAAAUUUUAAUCGAAAAAAGAUUUUUAGAAAAUAUUCUGGAACUACUAAGUCUAUUAGAAGUUUACUCUUAAAUUACUGCAGUUCUCAGCACUAAAUCUCUGGGCAUUUUUCUCAUUAGCCCAUGUGUAACACUCUAUCCCCACUUAAAAUGGCUGUUUUUACUUGAAUCAAUGUCUUAUUGGUGGCCUGAAACUGAGGGACCUACUAAGCCUGCAUUUACCGAAAACAAAUAGUGUUAACUGACCAGCUUUAUUAGUUUGUGACAACAAGGAGUUUACAGCUAGUGAAAAAAAGCAAUGUACUAAUUGGAAAAUGAUUUCAGAUCUUUUGGUUUUCAUAUAGCUUAUGAUGUUUUAAAUAUAUCUUGAAAUGAACAAUUCCUUUAAACUCCAUUUUUAACUCACCUUCAAAGAGGACCUACCUUACAUGUGCUUUAAAAAUAUUCCUUGAUUUUAGUACAGCAGAAUUUUUGGCAAAGAGGUAUGUGCGUUCUGAAGCAGAUUGAUUCAGAUACGAAUGUAAUUCAAUUGUUCCUGUUUUGUUGAAAGGGCCUGAUGCAGAUGAUACCAAGAAACCCAUGGUUUGUGCAAUACUCCAAUAAUAUUUACUACAUAGGGCAAAUAAAAUACUUGAAAUAAUCCUAAAACAGUUGUACCUGGGACAGAUGGGCUUCUCAGGGUUUCUUCUGGCUUUAUGGCUUCACAGUCUAAGAAAAAAAAUUAAGUAGUUAGUUUAGCUGCAGGGACUCCAAAUGAUUAUGAUCUCUUAAAUACUGUGGAAAAGAAAUGCCAGAAUAAAGCCAAAAGACCGUCACCCCAAUGAUGGAGAAUUCAAAUUGAUCUGCCUAUUCUUUCAAUGCCUAUCUUCCUAAAGUUUUGGGUCUUUUAAAAUCACCUUAUCAGUAUAAUUUUUUUUAGAGAAUGUCAGGUCCUUCUCCUUUAAGGAUAAAAUUGCACAAGCAUAGGACACAAUGAUUUGUUAACACAUACCUUGGUGUGUUCUGCUUCGAGCCUUGCCAUUCCUUAGAAUAUUGUGGUAUGAGUGUAUUCCCUCAGCCCGCAUAAUAAUGACCUACAGACCUGUUGAACCUUGCCAUAUAUGACAGUUCACACAGGUUAAUACUGAAUGUAAACUAAAAUUACAAUGAGCAUUGCUGUAUUCAAUUAUUUUGGCUGUAAUUUAAGCAAUUGCUUUUUUGUGAUCUUUUAGAAAAGGAGGCACCUGUGUGACUCUAUUACUGUAAAAUUUUCUUAACCAAAAUUUGGUGAAUUUCACUAGUCAGUCUACCUCACAUUUUGUUUGAUUCUAAAUUGUCUUAAGUUGUGUCUACAGUAUGUUCUUGUCCUUUCAUUUAAUUUGGUGAAUGUAUUAAAAUUCUCUCCCACUCCCCCCAAAAAAGAAAAUUUGUUUUCUUUAAUUUUCUGGUAUUAUCAAAAAUGGAAUGAACUCCCUCCCUGACUCUGGCAAAUUCCAAUAAAGGCUGGAAGUCCACAUAUCAUGGAUAGGAUGAUGCUAAGAUUCUACUACUCUGGCAUAACAGUCCAAGAAAAUGCUAAAUAACUAUUUGACUUAAAAUCUAUAGCUUAUACAAAGAAGAUAUACACGUAUAAAGA